UUUUUUUAAAAUUACUCACAUACAAUACAUACAGUGGAAAAAAAAACGGGACACACUGGGCGUAUGAGUAACCUUAAAUACCCAACUGAAUCACGCGAAAAGCAAAUUACAGUGGAGAACGGCAGCGGUAAAAUAGAAAAUUUAGAAAAUUAAAUGUGAUUCAAAGCAAUUUGUUGCUGCUUCCAUAUAGUCUACAACAACAAUAAUCAUCGCUAAACUGUAGCGGCAAAGUAGGCAGUUACUAAACAGAGCAAAAAAAAAAAAAAGGAUAGACACACCAAAACGCAGUGCUCCCCAACAUUGGCAUCCACUCGCUCACAUAAAUACUUACAAAAUAUAGACAUAUAUUGCACAUAAAAGCAGUAAAAGAGCGUAAAUUUGAGAAUUACGUUUGUAGUUAUAUGCCCAUUGAGUGCCUUAUAUCCUUUGAUAAUAAUCCUCAAGGUGUUUAUUAUGCUGGACAGGAGCUAUCUGGCAUUGUUGACCUUAGCGUCGACGCAACAAAACGAAUUAAAGCGAUACACAUCACCGUUAGCGGCUAUGCGAAGAUACGCUGGAUAAAAAAGGGCUAUCCGCGCGAUAGUGAACGUGCAAUGUGUCGUGCCUACCGCUCGUAUUUAUCGUCGCGUUCGUAUGUGCUCGGUUCAUGUGCAAGCAGUUCGUGUAUGGACUGGUCGGCCGGCGAUUAUUCGUAUACGUUUCACGUAAUACUGCCAGAGAAUCUGCCCACUUCGUUCGAUGGGAAAUAUGGGCAGAUUCAUUAUGAGAUUAUCACCACAAUCGAUCGGCCAGCCCGAUAUCCGAAAGUCUUCAAGUUGCCAUUUACGGUAAUACAACCGUUGGAUUUAAAUGCGGACACAAUAUAUAGGGUCCCUUUAGAAAUCCUCGAUCGCAAACGUUUCUGGAGCUUUUGCUGCCCAACAGGCCCACUAACUGUGAAAUUCUCCACACCCUAUUGUGGUUAUGCGCCCGGCCAAAAAAUUCAUUUCGUCCUUUACAUUAAUAACGAAUCGUCCAUUGAUAUCACCGAUUGCGAAGUGAAACUGAAACAACAAGUCAGUUACGAAUCGCAUGAUCCCCAACAUGAAUACCGUUAUGAUAAACAUCUUAUUGCACGCAAACAAUUCGGUAAUGUUUUGCGUUGGAGCCGAAAGGUUUAUCGUGGCUUUCUCAGCUUACCAUCCAUACCGCCGUCAUCGAUGAAAAUUGUUUGUCCCAUAAACAUUACAUAUUUGAUAAAGGUUAUAAUUAUACCAACGGAUUUCCAUUGGAAAAUGAAAUUAAAAAUACCCCUAACAAUUGGUAGUAUACCGAUUAUAGAUAAUAUGGCAGCAGCAGCAGGGUUGCCAAGCCUGCUAGAAACCCAAUAUGCUAUGAGUCGUGGCUAUUUUAAUGGACGGCGUAGGCUGCAGGAUGUAAGAGUGUUGGCGGGAGAGAAUUCAAGCAUGAAUGAGCAGCUUGUGGCGAGUGUGGGAGCCGAAGAGACUUCUGCUGUUGGUGAGCAACAGCAGCAAGAGGAAGGUGCCGCAACGGCUGAGGGUGCAACGAAUGGCGGACAAACCGUUAUACCGACAUUGCUUAUAACCGAUGGUGACAAUCCGCCCGAUUACAAACUAAUGAUGCCACCUUCGUAUGAAGACGCAAUGGCGUUAAGUGAUAAAUUCUGUGAUGACAGUGAAUACUUGCAAAACGUCAGCUUAAGUAGUAUUGUCUCCAAUGAAACGGCCGAAUCUUUUAAGCCCCGUUAUCCCGUAUACUACGAAUACGAGACACCAAUCAUACCGCCCGAAACACUCUACGACGAAUCACCAUCGCAAUUGCGUAUCGAGAUACAAUCAUCGGAUUCCACAGAUUCGUCACAUCAACCACUUAGUGCGACCAGUUUCAGUGCUUUCCGCAAGGAGAAAAAGUAAUAUGUAAGACGGAGGACCUCCAUCCAAGCGACUCGGCGAAAUAUGGCUUAAAUUUGUAACAAACGACGUAAAUCGGAUAUCAUCGUCACGGCCGCCGAGCUCUUAUAAAGUGUAAAACAAACUUAUGCCUUCUUCACAAAAAAAAAAAAAA
Ceratitis capitata (Mediterranean fruit fly) is the source of this 2064-nucleotide messenger RNA. Its product is annotated as arrestin domain-containing protein 17. Gene Ontology annotation, biological process: protein transport. Lineage: Eukaryota; Metazoa; Arthropoda; Insecta; Diptera; Tephritidae. The record is from RefSeq and is a predicted model, not a curated record. The transcript is spliced from 5 exons. Bases 402 to 1913 code for a protein of 503 amino acids. Gene Ontology annotation, cellular component: cytoplasm.